Molecule: messenger RNA, 2967 nt
Organism: Phyllostomus hastatus (greater spear-nosed bat)
Lineage: Eukaryota; Metazoa; Chordata; Mammalia; Chiroptera; Phyllostomidae
Gene: SLC22A2
Product: solute carrier family 22 member 2
Exons: 11
Coding region: 415-2091 (558 amino acids)
Biological process (GO): transmembrane transport
Cellular component (GO): membrane
Source: RefSeq, a predicted model, not a curated record
UCACGGCGAGCACAGUGCUCGUGACAGGCGAGCACUCAGGUUUCUUGCCCCACGAGGAACACAGAGGGGGGAUUGUUUGUGGAGCCGGCAUGGGGCAGGGACGCGCUCGGGGAGUGUGACGGCACAGCCAGCACGGCGUCUGGCCGGGCCCCUCGCUCAGGCACGGGGGAGCCUCUCUCAGGCUCAGAGGGGCGCAGCGGGACGAGCCCUGCCAGAGGAGACCUCGGCGGGAGGCCGCCCGGCCACGGGAAGGCCUGGACCAAAGGCUGCCUGCCCCCUGUGCAAAGUAAACACGCGCUCGCUCACUCUUGGACUUUUGCUCCGGAGUUGUGCUGAGCUGGCCGCAGCCUCUCCCGGCGGGGACUUGGAGGCAGUGCCGGCAAGCGCCUCGGGAGCUCUCCUCCUGCAGCCAUCAUGCCCACGGUGGACGACAUUCUAGAGCACAUAGGGGAGUUCGGCUUCUUCCAGAAACGAACGUUCUUCCUCCUGUCUCUGCUGUCGGCGUCGUUCGCCCCCAUCUACGUGGGCAUCGUCUUCCUGGGCUUCACCCCGGACCACCGCUGCCGCAGCCCCGGCGUGGCCGAGCUGAGCCGGCGGUGCGGCUGGAGCCUGGCCGAGGAGCUGAACUUCACGGUGCCCGGCCCCGGGCUGGCGGGCGAGGCCUUCCCGGGUCAGUGCCGCCGCUUCGAGGUGGACUGGAACCGCAGCACCCUGGGCUGCAUGGACCCUCUGGCCGAGCUGGCCACCAACAGGAGCCUCCUGCCGCUGGGCCCCUGCCGGCACGGCUGGGUGUACGACACCCCUGGCUCCUCCAUGGUGACCGAGUUUAACUUGGUGUGCGCCCGCUCCUGGAUGCUGGACCUGUUUCAGUCGGCCGUGAAUGCGGGAUUUUUCGUGGGCGCCGUGGGCAUCGGCUACGUAGCAGACAGGUUCGGCCGCGCGCUCUGCCUCCUGGCUACCAUCCUCAUCAACGCCGUAUCCGGGGUUCUCCUGGCCGUCGCCCCGACCUACGCGUGGGCCUUAAUUUUCCGCCUGAUCCAAGGGCUGGUCAGCAAGGCGGGCUGGCUAAUAGGCUACAUCCUGAUUACGGAAUUCGUCGGGCAGAGCUACCGGAGAACGGUGGGCAUCGUCUACCAAGCCGCCUUCACCGUGGGCCUCGUGGCGCUGGCUGGGCUGGCGUACGUGCUGCCCCACUGGAGGUGGCUGCAGCUGGCGGUCACCCUGCCCACCUUCUCCUUCCUGCUCUAUUACUGGUGCAUCCCCGAGUCCCCGAGGUGGCUCAUCUCCCGGAACAGAAGCGCCAAAGCCCAGAGCGUCCUGAAGCACAUCGCAAGGAAGAACGGGAAACCCAUACCUGCGUCUCUUCAGAGCCUGAGCCCGGACGAGGAAGUGGGCGAGAAGCUGAAUCCCAAGCUGAACCCUUCGUUUCUGGACUUGGUCCGAACCCCGCAGAUCAGGAAACACACUCUGGUCCUGAUGUACAACUGGUUCACCAGCUCGGCCCUCUACCAGGGCCUCAUCAUGCACCUGAGCCUCGGAGGAAGCAACAUCCACCUGGACUUCUUCUACUCCGCCCUGGUGGAGUUCCCAGCCGCCCUCAUCAUCAUCCUUACCAUCGACCGCGUGGGCCGCCGCCUUCCGUGGGCUGCAUCAAACAUGGUGGCGGGGGCAGCCUGUCUGGCCUCGGUUUUCAUCCCUGAAGACGUACACUGGCUAAGAGUUGCAGUCGCGUGCUUGGGCCGGAUGGGGAUCACGAUGGCCUUCGAGAUGGUUUGCCUGGUCAGUGCAGAACUGUACCCCACGUUCAUCAGGAACCUCGGGGUCCAUGCCUGCUCCUCGGUGUGUGACCUUGGUGGCAUCGUCACGCCGUUCCUGGUGUACCGGCUCACCGACAUCUGGCACGAGCUUCCCCUGGUGGUUUUUGCCUCGGUCGGCCUGGUCGCCGGGGGCCUGGUGCUGCUGCUGCCGGAGACCAAGGGGAAGACCCUGCCCGAGACGAUCGCCGAGGUGGAGCACAUGCAGAGACCAAGAAAAAACAAAGAAAAGAUGAUUUACCUCCAAGUUGGGAAGCAAGACAUUCCACUACACUAGGAGAGACCUGCGGUGGUUUUGCUUUGACAACACAAGGCUGGAAUCAGAUCAUCUUCCUCUCGUCACAAAGCCUGUACAACUCGACCCCACUUCCCUUCGAGCCCUGUUAACGUAGAUCUGUAACCGAAUGGAGUUUGCUGUGCUGCCCUCUAAACUCUGCCUGUGGGACCAAAUCCUGCAACCCCACCAGUUCACUCUCCCCUCAGCUUUCCUUGGACAAGGGCCAUUGGUUUGCUGGGAUGUUUAUUCUGUCUCUGUACUUCCUUAGUUUGUUCCCUUCUUCACAGUGAUAUCAAACCAAAACACAUAGGGGAAUUGUAGCGCAGGGAAACAGAAGAGCUCUAAAAAGCAAUAAAAUUGGGAGCAGGGAGACUGUUUUCUUAAAGAAAUAAAACAUCCAAAGGAAUAUCAAGCUGUCUAAAAUGGAUGUCAAGAACUUUAAAUAGUCUCUCUUUUUUUUGGUAUCAUAUAUGAAGAAAUUUUAAAAUACAUUGGUAAGUAUCUGACCUAGACUUUAAGAGAACCUAAAAUACAAGAGUCAGGAAAUACACCCUGAGUAAUCACUGUCUCUAUAUUUAGUUAGGUAGUGCAAAUGUGUACUUUCUACAUGAGAUCUUGAGAGGAGUUUAAUAAAAAGUAGUGUGGCCCUGGCCGGGUGGCUCAGGCGGUUGGAGCAUUGUGCCCUACCCCAGAAGGUGGCAGACCCCUGCUCAGGGCACAUGCCUGGGUUGCAAGUUAACUGUGCUCUCUCUCUCUCUCUCUCUCUCUCUCUCUCUCUCCCCCCUCCCCCCACACUUCCUCUCUCUCUCUCAAUGCAAUCUUAAAAAGCAUGUCCUUAGGAUAAAAGUAAAUAAAUAAAAAUUAAAAAAAUAUAAA